AUGAGCAUUACAUCUGAACUUGGAAAGAGCUCCGCGGAGCUUAUGGCAUAUCAGGGAUUCAAGAUCCGCCGUCUACGUGGAGACGUGGCAAUUCAUACAAUCAACUCCUUGUCUCGCCUUGAGAAGAGGCACAUCCUCUCAAGUAACCAUCUCACCUUCCUGAUGAGAUGCCGAGAUCAACAGAUCAUCCCUAAAGGCCUACAGCUCCGCUCUCCUGUCCAGUCUGUAGCUGCUAAAACCAUCCUUCACCAAGCUUCCAGAAAACUCCACACUGAUCAUGAACGCAUCCGACAUCACCGAAAGAUCAAGGCCACCACCACAGCUGCCAUCAGUUAUCUCCACACCUCUGUCAACAACACGCUUGAACCAGAACUGUUCUCAUCCUUACGAACUGCCCAGACUACCGCUAACACCAAACUAGACACCUCAACGAAGAAUGGACAUAUCAUGAAGCUACAACAACUGGCCACUUCAGCAACCAAAUCGAACGAGUAUCGUGCCACCAACAUAAGAAUUGUCAACAUCAGCAAUAAACCCCUUACUAACCAUCAGGUAGAUGCUUUGGCCAAGGGUCUAAAAUUUGCUCCCACUUCUGCACGAGUUAACUCUGAUAUAUUCAUCGCCAAUAUCGAGAAAGGCCUUCACCAACCAGCACCUGGUGGAAAAGUUGACUACCUCCGACACCAGAUCAGCAACAUUCUGCAGAAGGCCCAACCCCAGAAACCCAACAUCACCACAGCUGAGAAAAAGCCAUUAAGCAAUUGA
Molecule: messenger RNA, 765 nt
Organism: Haliotis rubra (blacklip abalone)
Lineage: Eukaryota; Metazoa; Mollusca; Gastropoda; Lepetellida; Haliotidae
Exons: 2
Coding region: 1-765 (254 amino acids)
Source: RefSeq, a predicted model, not a curated record